CUGGCUCUGGAGGAAUCAUUUUAACAGGCAGAUGAGUUUUUCUGACUGUGUAAGCUGGAGGCAAGGUGAGCUGCAAACAUGUCUAACAGGACAGAAGACAACUCUGGAGGAAGUGUUACUACAAACAGCGCAGUAACUGAGAAUAGGGCAGAGAACCAAACAGAGACUGACGCCUCCACUGAAAGCAUCUUGGAGGAGUACAAGAUGGGCAACAAACGACGAGGCCGUGCACUCAUCUUUAACCAGGAGCGCUUCUUCUGGCGGCUGGACCUAAAUGAGAGGCGUGGAACCAAUGCUGAUCGUGACAACUUGGAGAAAAGACUGAAGAACCUAAACUUUGAAGUGAGCUCUUAUGAUAACUGCAAGCAGGAGGAAGUCCUGGAUAAAAUUGCAGAAGCUGCAGAGGAAGACCACUCAGAUGCUGACUGCUUUUUGCUCGCCUUCCUGAGUCACGGGGAGGAUGACCAUGUUUACUGCCAUGAUGGCAAAAUCAGUAUCCGGGAAAUCACAUCCAUGUUCAAAGGAAACAAGUGUGAGAGCCUUGUUGGAAAGCCAAAGAUCUUUAUAAUACAGGCAUGUCGCGGAAACCAGUAUGAUGAAGCAGUUGCAGUGACCCCCGCUUCAUUCCCAGAUACUGAAACAAAGGUGGAUGUAGAUGCCUGCGCCAUGCGCACCCUCCCUGCAGGGGCUGACUUUAUCAUGUGCUAUUCUGUGGCUGAAGGUUACUACUCCUUCCGGGAGACUAAAAACGGCUCCUGGUAUAUCCAGGAUCUGUGUGAGAUGAUCCAAAAGUAUGGUGAAACCCUUGAAUUCACAGAGUUGCUCACGCUGGUCAACAGUAGAGUGUCGAAGAGGAACAUUCCAGUGCCCUGUCCACCAAAACUGAUCGGGAAGAAGCAAAUGCCUUGUUUUGCUUCAAUGCUCACCAAGAAACUUUACUUCCGACCAAAAAAGGACCAAUGUCACACCUCAGUCUUGAAAUGAGCUGGUUUAUAUUUUGCCACACAUCUAAUAGAAUAACAGGAAUAACCUUUAUUCACAUGAAGUGUACGUGUAUGCUGUUUUUACUUAAUGGUUAAAACUGUGACAUAAAACAACAAGAUCUUAUCAGCUGAGUUUAUAGGAAAAAUUGACCUCAAAAUCACUUAUAUGUAAUUCAGGCCUGUAGUGCUAUUUAUCCAUCUUGAUUGCUUUGCUGUUAGGUAACGACUGUAGAAAUGUUUGUCCUAUUUGAAUUUAAUAGAAGUAAAUGAGAUGUAAAACUCAGCACAGUUUUUCCACAAAUUAUGACCCGCGUACUGAAAAGAUUCCAUGUAGGAACUGGUUUCUCUUUCACCGUUUGCAGAAGUAAGUGUGCAUUAACCUGUGGCAGCAUGACGAGAUGGAAAAGUUAAAGACGUCCCAGUUGGCUGAGCUGUAGUGACAGGUGGACACAUGUUUCUUUGGCUGCUGGAUGUAGUUCCAUAGAAAGAAAAUGUUUCCUAAAUGUAAUUUGUUAUUUUGGUCCUUUAAGUGUCACAACUGACAUUUAGUUCCAUUAAAGAGGAAGCAGACAUUUCUACAGCUGAUCUUUUAGAAACUGGGAACUAUCACUAAAAUAAUGAUGUACAUUUGAUUUUGGAGUGGACUGUCCCUUUAACUUUCUGGGUAAAGCUGAGAUGUUUAUUUUGUUAAAAGGCAACAAAUUUGUCAAAAGAGGCAACAUUAAAGCUACUGUCAUUUAUGGUG
Molecule: messenger RNA, 1728 nt
Organism: Archocentrus centrarchus (flier cichlid)
Lineage: Eukaryota; Metazoa; Chordata; Actinopteri; Cichliformes; Cichlidae
Product: caspase-6-like
Exons: 8
Coding region: 79-984 (301 amino acids)
Biological process (GO): positive regulation of neuron apoptotic process; apoptotic process; proteolysis
Cellular component (GO): cytoplasm
Molecular function (GO): cysteine-type endopeptidase activity
Source: RefSeq, a predicted model, not a curated record